AUGGCGUCUGCCGUCGCGCUUCAAGGUAGCUCGUCGACCUCGAGUGGCCUGCUCGCGCCUCGGCUCAGUUCCAACAAGCCGCGCUGCGCCUCUCUCGCCUCAACCCUAGUACCGCUGCCACGCAAGCUUACCUCUUCUAGAACCACACCCGCGCAGCCGUUUUCCCGUCAAAGGUGCAGCGUCGUUGUAAAUGCUCAGGCUCCUUCCUCCUCCUCUCCUCAAAGGUCCCCUGCAGACGAGUCACUUCCGGCUUCGCAGCAACUUCCGAGCCUUCCGUCGUCGUUAACUGAAGCAAAGACUUCUCUCCUCAACGCUCUUAAAGCCGCGGUCAAGCCAGCGCUCGCCGCGCUCCUAAUCUCCGCCGUCCUCGCCGCCGGCGCUCCGGACGCCGCACUCGCCGCGAUGGGCGGCGGAAGAAUCGGCGGAAGCGGCUUCGGCGCCUCUCGCAUGCGCUCCUACGCCCCACCCCCCUCCGCACCCCGCGGCGGCGGAUACUCCUACAAUGCUCCCCCCGUGAUCGUCGGCCCGUCCGUCCCGUUCUUCGCGCCCUCCCCGUUCUUCUUCUUCGGUCCCUCCAUCGCCUACGGCGGCGGCGGCGGUGGCAUCUUCAAUCUCCUCGUAAUCGGGAUCGUGGUCUGGUUCGUGUCGCAGUCAGUUAUGGGGUUUGUGAGCUCGACGCAGGAGGAGGGAGUGUGGCAGGAGACGCAGCGUAGCAGCGUGGUGAGGCUGCAGGUCGGGUUGCUAGGCUCGGCGAGGCGCCUGCAGUGGGAUCUGGAUCGGAUCGCGGAUCGCGCGGAUGCGAGCUCACCGGAGGGCCUUCAUUACAUCCUGCAAGAGACGGUGCUGGCGCUGCUGCGCAACCCGGACUACUGCAUCUACGGCUUCUCCUCUUCAGAGAUGAACAACGACUCGUAUGCUGGCGAGGCUGCUUUCAACCGCAUGAGCAUGGAGGAGCGCAGCAAGUUCAAGGAGGAGACUCUGGUGAACGUGGAUGGAAUCAGGCGGCGAAUCACGCGCAAGCCCAGCCAGGAUCGCUUUAACUCCGAAUACAUCGUGGUGACAGUGCUGGCAGCAGCAGAGGGCACGUUCAAGCUGCCGGAAAUCAAAUCUUCGAGUGACUUGAGGGAAGCCCUGACUCGCCUCGGCUCUGUCCCUGCUGAUGAGCUUCAGGCGGUGGAGGUGCUGUGGACGCCUCAGGACGACGAGGACACGCUCACGGAGCGCGACCUACUUGUUGACUUCCCUCGCCUCCGGCCGCUCCUCUUUCUCAGUGCUGCUGAUGCUGACCCUUCCCUGAGAGCUCCACCAGAAAGAGAACCCAACAUUUGUGAAUCUACCGGCACUGCUGCUGCUGAACCUUCCCUUCCUCCAGAUUUCGCACCUCCCACCCGAUCCCCCUGCCUCUUGCUCUGCGCUGCUGCUGAACCCUUCUCGAGCCCACCACCAGCCAGAGCUCUUGAAGACACUACCCCCCUCGCUCCAAAUCUCCCACCUCCCACCCGACCCUGCUGCCUCAUACUUCGUUGUGCUGCUGACCAUUCCGUGAGAACUCUACCAGGACGAGCAGCAGCCAAUACUGCUCCUGAAGAGUCUUCCCUCACUCCACACCCCCCACCUCCCACUCUUCCCUGCUGCUUCUUCCUCUCUGCUGCUACAGCCUCCUUGACGCCUCCACCAGGAAGACCUCCAUCAGGAGCAAUCAACGCUGGUUCCUUCACAAGAGCUGGGUUCACUGCUGCUGCUUCCUCGCUACCAGCCGUGGGAAUCCGAGAGGGGAGCAGCCUUAAACUGGCUGCAGGCGUUCUCGUCCCCAAGCUCUGGGCUGAAACCAGCACACCCAUCCGUGAUGCGGCACUCACAGCAAGGACCACACUCUUACUCGCUGCAGAUGAGCUCAGCAGGAGCACAAGAUCCAACAUCAGCUCACUCUCGCUGCAGCCAUUGACGUGA
Molecule: messenger RNA, 1950 nt
Organism: Closterium sp. Naga37s-1
Lineage: Eukaryota; Viridiplantae; Streptophyta; Zygnematophyceae; Desmidiales; Closteriaceae
Source: the annotation of a GenBank genome assembly